AUGGCUUCGAAGAGUUCAGACAGAAUCGAGGUCGACCCGGUCGAAUUCCGGGAACCCUCAGUAUUGUUGCCGACGAGUAGUCCCAGUUCCGAAGAGAGUUUUACCAAGGAGGAUGAGGUACGAGAAGUUGUUGAUCCGAAGCUUGCGCGCAGAGUAAAAUGGAAGCUCGACUUAUUCAUCCUACCACUCUUGUCCAGCGUCUACUUCUUCGCUACGAUGGGUAAAUCCGAUCUCGGUAAUGCUAAGAUUGCCGGCCUCACCGAAGAAAUGAAUCUCAGCCCCGGAGACUACUCGAAUGCGGCGACGAUAUUUCUGGUGGCGACGAUUAUUUUCCAGCUCCCGGGGACUCUCUUGAUCAAAAAGAUUCACCCGAAUAGGCAGUUUGCCGGAGCUAUGAUAGUGUGGGGAGUCUUGACUGCCUUAACCGUUAUAGCUAAGAACGGCGCCCAAUUACUCGUGAUACGGUUUUUCAUCGGAGCGGCGGAGUCAUUCGUUCAGGGCGGCAUCUUCUAUCUUUCAUUUUGGUACCAGUACUCGGAAUACGCGACCCGUGGAGCCGUUCUUUCGUCUAUGUCUACCAUCGCAGGUGCAUUUAACGGUCUUAUCGCCUAUGCCAUUGUGAAGGAUCUAGAUGGCGCAAACGGGUGGAGAGCAUGGCGGUGGAUAUUUCUCAUCGAGGGUGUCGUACCUAUCGGCUUCUCUUUCAUCGUCUUGUUCUUCCUACCUAGCAGCCCACAGGGGGUUCGUUGGGGCUUCACCGAGGAAGAGAAGCAACAUAUCGUCCAGAGGAGCGCACGAGCUCAUAACACUGCCGAGUCAGAGCAGACAAUCAAGAUUAGCCAUAUCUGGAAGAUCAUGCUGGACGUUCACUUCUGGCUCUUCAUGCUAGUCGGUUGUGCAAGUUCCUUCUGUCAGGGGUCCCUAUCCAAUUUUCUGCCGGAUAUCAUUUCAGGCUUUGGAUACAGCGAUGUGAGCGCGCAGCUUUUCACCGUCAUCGUCUACGUGUGUGGCUGCGUCGGAAUUAUCUUCUUCAGCAGGAUUGCAGAUAUCACCAACGCCCGAGGCAUCGUCCUAGCCUCAACUACGGUAGGCGCAGUGAUAGGCUACGCCGCCUUGAUCUGGGUCACGAACCGCAAUGUCCGAUUCGCAGCUACGUGUCUCGUCGCGUUUUCCAUGUACCCGAGCACUGUGUUACAACUAUCGUGGGGUGCUAUGUCUUUCGUCGGCUACACGCGAAGAGGCUCCAUGUUGGCAUUCUUCAACAUAUUCCCGCAUAUAUUCGCUAUUUCAGGAACCCAGGCCUACCAAGACCCACCCUACUAUAGCAAAGGGAACGCUGCAGCCCUUGGAAUGUCUAUUCUGAUGCUCCUUUCAUCAAUAGGACUUCGGUGUUAUCUCGGCUACUUGAACAAGAAGAAGAAGGCGAACCAAUUCUCUGACGAGGCCGCCAUUAUGAGAGAGAAGAGCAUAGAGGAAAUUGGUGACCACCACCCAGACUUCUUCUAUACUCUUUAG
Messenger RNA from Annulohypoxylon truncatum, 1515 nucleotides. RefSeq names its product putative pantothenate transporter. Gene Ontology annotation, biological process: transmembrane transport. The transcript is spliced from 8 exons. Bases 1 to 1515 code for a protein of 504 amino acids. Gene Ontology annotation, molecular function: transmembrane transporter activity. NCBI's taxonomy places the organism in Eukaryota, Fungi, Ascomycota, Sordariomycetes, Xylariales, Hypoxylaceae. Gene Ontology annotation, cellular component: membrane. The record is from RefSeq and is a predicted model, not a curated record.